CUCGUACCGCAAUCUACCCUCUCGCCGUUCAACUUGAUAUCGACAUCACAUACACGACUCGACCCUCUUCUUCUUCAGUUCAGUCUAGGAAGAACCUCAAGAUCGACUCAACAUGCCUCCCAAGACCAAGGCUCAAAUCGCGGCUGCCGCUCAGGCCGGUUCUCGUGCCGGUAAGAAGAAGAAGUGGUCCAAGGGUAAGGUCAAGGACAAGGCCAACAACGCCGUCAUGGUCGACAAGCCCACCUACGACAAGAUCCUCAAGGAGGUCCCUACCUACAAGAUGAUCUCCCAGUCGGUCCUCAUCGAGCGAAUGAAGAUCAACGGUUCUUUGGCCCGAAAGGCCAUGAGGACUUUGGAGGACAUGGGUUUGAUCAAGAAGGUCGUGCACCACCACGGACAAUGGGUUUACACCCGUGCCACCGGUUCGGACUAAAGCGCUUAGCCCGAUGGCUGGCCCUCGCCUUUCGUCAACAUCGACUUGACCGACAAAGAUCUUCCCCAUCCUUUCUACCGGGAUCUCAUACCACACGCAUGCAGGAUCAGACGGAGAAAUACGGAAUGGAACGUUUUGAAGGGAACGGAAGGUGUGGCCGGGAGGAGGGGGGAACGGGGAUGUAUGAUGAUGAUAUGAUUACGAUCGAUUUGUCACCAAAACGGAAAA
Messenger RNA from Filobasidium floriforme, 661 nucleotides. RefSeq names its product ribosomal protein S25. The transcript has 4 exons. Gene Ontology annotation, cellular component: cytosolic small ribosomal subunit. The coding region runs from base 113 to 433 and encodes 106 amino acids. The record is from RefSeq and is a predicted model, not a curated record. NCBI's taxonomy places the organism in Eukaryota, Fungi, Basidiomycota, Tremellomycetes, Filobasidiales, Filobasidiaceae. Gene Ontology annotation, molecular function: structural constituent of ribosome.